AGCAUUCUCUGCCUUUCUUCUUCUUCUUCAUCUUUCUCUCUCUAUCUUUCUCUCUCUCUCACACACACACACGCACUCGCACUGCAGUUCAUCUUCGUUUCUACUGCUUUAAAGUGAGUUCAGCCAUCAAAUGUGUUAAAGCGAGUCUCCGAAUUUCUCUCCGUGGAGCUGAUUGAGUGGUGGUUAGUUAAUCAUUUUAAUAAUUUAUAAUUCUUACUGCCGCAAAAGUAGUAGGAAUUCCUAGAAAAUGUUUGUUUAGGUUUUGGUUACUAUCCCUCCCUCCCUCUCCGCCUCCGCCUCCAAUGUCACUUUCUUAACAAUGGCGGUCAGUUCAGGCGCUGUUUGGACUCCUUUGGAGCUGAGCCUGAGGCUGAAGCCGAAAACAGAAUUCUCUCUUCUCUCCAGAAUAAAUAAUGGUGGAUGGCGGAAGACCAAGCAGAGGAGAGGAGCUUUUUGCUCGAUUACUUGCUGUUGCUCCGACUCGGUCCUUCCUAUUCGGAGAAGUACUGUAGGCGCUGGCAAAGGUACGGAGUCCGAUGAUCGUCGAGCUGGAAUUCAAGCUACAUCUGCAUUGUCCUUCGCUUCUCCUCAACCCCGUUUCUUCCGCAAGCAAGAAAAGUUUUACCUCCACCGCCGUUGUACUCCAAGAAAUACUGGGCCGCAGUCUCGUGAUACCCCACCUAAAAGAGACACUGGUAUUGCAAACGAGAAAGAUUGGGGCAUUGAUAUGUUAAAUGAAAAUAUUAAUGAGUCUGGUACCAAUGAAGAUGGUAGCUCCUGGUAUAGAGAAAAUGGUGAGGAUCUUGGAGAAGAUGGAUAUAGAUGUAGAUGGACGAGGAUGGGUGGUCAGAAUCAUGAUGGUUCCUCAGAAUGGAAAGAAAUGUGGUGGGAGAAAAGUGACUGGACAGGAUACAAAGAGCUAGGAGUGGAGAAAUCAGGAAAAAAUGCUGAAGGUGAUUCAUGGUGGGAAACAUGGCAAGAAGUCCUUCACCAAGACGAAUGGAGUAACUUAGCUAGGAUAGAAAGAAGUGCUCAGAAACAAGCCAAAUCAGGCUCAGAAAAUGCUGGAUGGUAUGAAAAAUGGUGGGAGAAAUAUGAUGCUAAAGGUUGGACAGAGAAAGGAGCACAUAAGUAUGGCAGGCUUAAUGAACAGUCCUGGUGGGAGAAAUGGGGAGAGCAUUAUGAUGGAAGAGGAUCCGUCCUCAAAUGGACAGACAAGUGGGCUGAGACUGAAAUUGGAACUAAAUGGGGAGACAAAUGGGAUGAGAAAUUUUUUGCAGGCAUAGGUUCACGUCAAGGAGAGACUUGGCAUGUGUCGCCUAACGGUGAACGCUGGUCUAGAACAUGGGGAGAAGAGCACUUUGGAAAUGGAAAGGUGCACAAGUAUGGUAAGAGCACAACGGGAGAAAGCUGGGAUAUUAUUGUGGAUGAAGAAACAUAUUAUGAGGCUGAGCCACAUUAUGGAUGGGCGGAUGUUGUGGGCGAUUCAACCCAGCUGCUAUCCAUUCAACCUCCAGAGAAGCCCCCUGGCAUCUACCCGAUUGUUGAUUUCGGGACAUCUCACCCAUUUCCUAGUAGUAGUAGUAAUGAUGAUGACGACGAUGACAACAAGAACGACUACCCAAAUGUCCCUCCGGAAUCCCCAACUCCUUAGCAUAUAUAUAUGUAUAUGUAUUGUUGGGAAAGAAAUGGCAAAGGGAUGAAGAAAGAAUCCAUCAUUAUCAUCCCCUUAGUUGUCAAUUUCAUUCAUUCUUUUCAUGGUUGUUGUUUGGUUUUCAUAUUGUUAAAGAACAAUAUCUCUAAUUCACCCUAGAAAGGUGUUUAAGUUUGCUAGCCUUGAAUUGGACAACUUUUUAAGAUUUGGAUUUGGUUUAAUCUUCAAAUUCCAUAGAGAAAUAUGGUUUCAGCUUCAUUUGGUUA
Messenger RNA from Impatiens glandulifera, 1920 nucleotides. RefSeq lists its product as uncharacterized. Lineage: Eukaryota; Viridiplantae; Streptophyta; Magnoliopsida; Ericales; Balsaminaceae. Gene Ontology annotation, cellular component: chloroplast stroma; starch grain. Gene Ontology annotation, biological process: regulation of starch metabolic process; starch metabolic process. Gene Ontology annotation, molecular function: starch binding. The transcript has 11 exons. The record is from RefSeq and is a predicted model, not a curated record. The coding region runs from base 320 to 1654 and encodes 444 amino acids.